Messenger RNA from Nothobranchius furzeri (turquoise killifish), 2712 nucleotides. Its product is annotated as claudin-like protein ZF-A89. Gene Ontology annotation, cellular component: plasma membrane; bicellular tight junction. Gene Ontology annotation, molecular function: structural molecule activity. Lineage: Eukaryota; Metazoa; Chordata; Actinopteri; Cyprinodontiformes; Nothobranchiidae. The record is from RefSeq and is a predicted model, not a curated record. Gene Ontology annotation, biological process: cell adhesion; bicellular tight junction assembly.
CACACACACACUAAAGGAGACUAAGGAACUGAAAUAAUAAACCUAUAGAAGCUACAGUGGGGAGACUAAGAGAACACGAGGAAAACCUGGAGGGGGCUAGGGACCAAAGGCACACAAACAGGGCCUGGUUGUGCAGAAACACCUCAGAAACUUUUGUUUGCACCAAAUGUAAGUUAAUUUAGAACUUGUUUAAAUACAUUUUCUGGAUUUUUUAUUUGGGGGGCACAAAUUAAAAAAAUCAGGACGUGUUAAAAAUCUUUUCCCAGACUGUGUGAAAAUCAUUACAGUGGAACCAAACCUUGAAAACUCCCAUUUAACAUGCUUGACUUUACCUUUAAGAAAGCUGUAAGAACCCUAGUCUGUGCAGGUUCACCAAUAUCUACAAACAAGCAUCAAUUUAGACAAUAAAACAUAUUUUUAAUGAAACAGUUUUUCAGUAUUUGAGUUAUAACGUAUCCUUUUGCAUUUAUAUUUGCACCCAGCAGGUGGCAUCUGUUGCAAAUGUCAUGAAUUUCUCCAACGUGUCACUAUUAGAAACUGAACAUCUUGUACUUUUGUUAUCCACCCCAUCAUCCAUUAUCUGUACUGGUUUAUUUCUCAGCAGGGUUGUGGGGAGCAGGGACACCCUAGGCAUGUCUCCAGUCCAUCACAGGGACACGGAGACAAACAACCAAUCAACCUAGCAUGCAUGUUUUCAGUCUAUGAGAUGAAGUCGGGACACAUGGUGAUAAAAAAUGAGAAAACAUGCAAAUUCUGCACAGAAAGGCUGCAGCCAGGAUUUGAACCUGCAACCUGCAUCAGUUCUACCCGUUGCACCACUACACAACCCUUUUACUUUGUCAUAGUAACUUUUAGAAAUCCAGUUUAGGUUAAAAUGAAUUCUUGUAAAUACAAGCAUCAGCAGCCCUUCACCUCACUGCUUUGUUUUUGUGAACUCCUUUGCUUCCGCUUGAAGCAACUGCGGAUGUGAUCCAGUAUCCAUCAAACCUGCUCAACAGGUUUGUCAGUUUCUGUUCCUGUUUGAGCACCUGUCCUGUUUUGCCCCGUUCCCUCCCCUCCCGGCUGCCCUGUCCUUUUGUUCCUUCCACUUCCCAGAAGCAAAAUACCUGACAGGGAGUUGGUUUCCCCAGUCCAGAAACAGGUACACAGGAGUGACAGUGUGAGCGUCCUGUCACAGUGUCCCGAUUGAUCAUGCGCCCUGGCUACUUGGCCAAGGGGAUGUCCCUUUGGCUCACUGGUUAGCGUGCAUGACUCUCACCUGGGAGUCUGGGGAUUGAAUCCCGCCCGGGCCCUUGUUUCUCCACCUUGCCACAUUUGGCGUUGUUGGCAGGAUCCAUGUAGAACUCUGUGAAGCUGACGGGGGGUCAGCUUCACAGAGCUUCCAUGUAGUACUGUCAAGUAGGUCCAUGGAUGUGAAGUUUGUGGCACCCUGCGCGGGAGCACGAGGACAUGCUUGUGGAAAAAGGGGGAAAGAUGCGGCAGUGUGAGCGUCCUGUCACAGUGUCCCAUUUGAUCACGCGCCCUGGCAACUUGACUAAGAGUAUGUCCCUUUGGCUGACUGGUUAGCGCACAUGACUCUCACCUGGGAGUCUGGGGAUCAAAUCCUGAAAAAGUGCUGCACUUUACUGGAGUUGUACCUAAACCAUGUUUAGUUAAAAGGCCAAGUUAAUCCAAACCAGUUGGAUUACAUAACUUUCAGAGCUCCACUGAGAUUUUGAUCAGACAGACUGGGCAGUGCUUGCAGCAGACUAAAAGAGAGGCAAGACUGCAUUUCUUUCACUUCACUAUGAAAGCAAAGCUGGAGAUUUUAGCAUUGGUCCUUGGCUUCAUCGGCCUGUUUGGGACUGUAACCAUUGCUGCUCUGCCAACCUGGCAGGUGUCUGCCUACAUUGGAGCGAAUCUCGUUGUCUUUGAGACUCUCUGGGAAGGUCUGUGGAUGGUCUGCUACAGGCAAAUCGACAUCAACAUGCAGUGCAAGGUCUACGAUUCCCAGCUGAUUCUCCCGUAUGAGCUUCAAGCAGCCAGAGGCCUUGUGUGCAUCUCAAUAGCCCUGGUGACCGUCUCCAUGAUUGUCACAGGAUGCGGCAUCAAGAAGAGCAACUGCUGUGGCGACAAUAUGAGGAGGAAAAACAACACUCUGGCUUUUGGAGGGAGUUUGUUUUUGAUUUCCUUUUUUACCACAAUCAUCCCCGUCAGCUUGGUGGCUCACUCUGUCAUUGUCAAGUUCUAUGAUCCAGCGUUACUGGAUCCUCAAAAACAGGAGCUUGGACAGUCCAUCUUUAUUGGCUGGGCAACGUCCGGUGUUCUGCUGGCAACAGGAGUCCUCCUCCUGAUCAGUUACAGUAAACGUGCAUCACGGGAAGAACAGCAUCUCAAUGAGGACCACUUCGUAGCUGAAAAGGACAUCCUGCACCUGGACAGCGCCCACACACCAAAGACAGGAUCCAGCUUCAAGUUUCAAGAAUAUGUUUAAAAACGACAUUAUGCACCAAACUCUACCCCUUAUCGCAUUUGUUUAGGAAAGGAAGCUGUUUGAAGAUUCUGGACAUUUUUUCCUCUUUGUUUCGUUGAAUAAUAUUUAUCUAAUAUUCUAUUUGACUUUCAAACACCUGAAGUAUCAACUGAACUGUUAUUGUUUUAAGUUAUUUUUGUCAAAAAUUUACAUAAACCAAACCAGUGUGCAUGAAUCAAUAAAAAUCUUAUUCAUGUAAA